AUGGAUCUUCAGACAAACCUUGAUGAAGAUCUUGCCUCCCACCAAGUCUACCUGUCUGAUAAUUGCAUCAAACCCUGCAUGAGAAAUAAUGAAACCGCCUUCGGCACUGUUUCAUCGGCGAAGGGUGAUUUUCUGCAAGAUUUUAACCACCUCGAUCAGUUUUGUGUUGGCGGCUCUUCCUUGAAUCAUGCACUCAAUAGACAAACCGCAUCUUUCGACCCUUUCGAUGUUUACCCGUACAAAGUUUUUACAGAUCUCGAUGUGUACGAGAGCAAGCCCUUUGCCGAGAACAACGGGCACGGCCUCGUCAUGGACAAUUUUCAAGUAGGAGGGAGCUCGAUGGCUGCGACAAUGGCCGAUAUGAUGAAUGAAUCAGGUCGAAGCCAUUUGUUGGUAGACUAUCAUCAAGAUAUCAGUUUCAUGGUCCCAGACGAGGUCUCUUGCAUUAGCGCUGGAAACGAGUAUUACAGGAAAAGUCUCGUGAAUAAGAGCAAGGCGUCCUCGUCGUCCUCGUCACGACGAACUUACAGAGCUCGUAAAAGACCCCAUGUGAUCAAGGGACAGUGGACAACUGAAGAGGACAGGCUUCUGAUUCAACUGGUGGAACAAUUCGGAUUGAGAAAAUGGUCUCAUAUUGCUCAGAUGUUGCCUGGUAGGAUAGGGAAGCAGUGCAGAGAGAGAUGGCAUAACCAUCUAAGACCCGAUAUUAAGAAGGACACAUGGAGUGAGGACGAAGACAAGAUAUUGAUUAGAGCACACUCGGAAAUCGGCAACAAGUGGGCUGAGAUUGCAAAGAGACUCCCCGGCCGGACCGAAAACUCCAUCAAGAACCACUGGAAUGCCACGAAGAGGAGACAACACUCCAAGAGGAAGUGCAGGUCCAAGUACCCAAGAGCGUCCCUCUUGCAAGACUACAUCAAGAGCUUGAACUUGAGCGCAUCUGCGAGAAACCCUAGAAGGCCUUCUGUCGGUGGGGGCGACCAUGCCGUGGAGGCAAAUGACGACCAUGCGUGCUCGAGCAAGCCAGCAUCAGAUAACCCAAGGCUGGAGGAGCUGAUGAACUUCAGUUCGGGCGACGGGGUGGUGCCGAGCUUCGAGUUCAGCGAGGUCCCGGAGCUGUCGUUCGACGACAAGUUGUUUCAAGAGGGAUGCACCAUUGAUUCUCUCCUUGGGGACUUGCCCUGUCCACCUGAUGCUGCUCAUGUUAGUGAUGAAGUGUAUGACAUGGAAAUGCUGGAUGUGGAUUCAUUGAUGGAGCAUGAUGAAGAGCCAAAGCAGGACUUAGACCUUAUGGAAAUGAUCUCUCAAGUCAAUAGUCUAUAA
Messenger RNA from Rhodamnia argentea, 1323 nucleotides. RefSeq names its product transcription factor MYB98-like. Gene Ontology annotation, molecular function: DNA-binding transcription factor activity, RNA polymerase II-specific; RNA polymerase II cis-regulatory region sequence-specific DNA binding. The record is from RefSeq and is a predicted model, not a curated record. Bases 1 to 1323 code for a protein of 440 amino acids. Lineage: Eukaryota; Viridiplantae; Streptophyta; Magnoliopsida; Myrtales; Myrtaceae. The transcript has 3 exons. Gene Ontology annotation, cellular component: nucleus. Gene Ontology annotation, biological process: regulation of DNA-templated transcription.